GCGAAAUGACUAAUGACUGUGGUUUGUUUUCCUCUUUUGGACGUAUAUAAGGCAUUUGCAGACCACAUUCACAAGACUACAUGCCCUGAUGUACAACAGGGUCCAGGGUUUGGUCAUCACAAAGUGUCUCCUUUAAUAUCCAAGAUGCUUCUCUCAUGGGUAACAAUAAAACAGAGUCUUGCAGAUUUUGGUUUUCUGGUCGUGGAUGUUUUCACAGCUGGUAAAAGGGAGAGCUUUCAAAGAACUCUCAUCCUCUUCCUGACCUGCAGCUCCUCCAGCCUGCUGCUCGGCACCCUGCUCUUCCUCUACCUGCUCUACACCCUGGACUAUGACACAGCAGUUGCUGGAGGAAUUGCGGGCUGCUUUGGAGCAUUGCUUACCGGCGCUCUCUUCUUAUCAAAGAGAAUAAGAUGCUUAGGGACUCUCUUUGUGAUCUCUAUUUUCAUGAAGAAGAGUCGGAGCUUGCUGCUAACUGCUGGGACCAGUUUGGUAGUUCUCCAAAACAUCCGCAACACCUUGGAAAACCUCACAGGCCUCCUCAGGAGCAUGAUUUGCAACCUCAAGGCGAAGAAGUCUUCCAUCACAGCCCCUUUCAGUAACUAUGUCAAUAUGUUGAAGUGGAUAGGAAACAUGCUGAAAGGGAUUACAGACCUGGGAGUGGUGAACUUUGACUCCAAGCUGAAGGUUUCACCCAGACUGGAAUCAGAAAAAUUCCGUGAGAAACUCAGUGAAGCGGAGCAGCAGCUGAAUGAGACCGUGAAAUUUGCACAGUCCCUGGUGAAAACAGUGUCCUCUGUGGCCGACAGGAUGUUUCCUGCCAUUAGCUUCCUCCUGCUCAUGAUGUUCAUAGCCUUGCACAUAAGAAAAUACCGCAUUGACAUGAAAUAUCAAAACAGGUAUAUCGGCGGCAGAUUUGUCAGUUUUGACGAGAAGCAGAAGGCCGAAGGAAAGCCCAACCUCCUCCCCCUCACACAAGAGGAGGGGAAGCUGUACACAGCUAUCCUCUCCGCCCGUCCCACCGCCAGGGAGAGGAAAGCUGUUCUCAAGUUUGGUGCUUCAAUUGUUUUCCAUUUUGUGACUUGGGUCAUAUUUAUAACUGUGGAUGCUUUAUUGUACUGCUUUGUGGAUAUUAUAACAACAAAGUUAUCGGAGCUGGAACCCUUCAAUGUCCCCCUGUUGAUGAGCAUCAAAGGGAUUGCGACUUUAAUUGGUUUACCCCUUAGUGAGGAGAGUCAUCAAAAAGACUUUUCCUUCUCUGUGACCUUGUUCGAGAAGAACUGCCUUCCUAAACCCAAGCUGCUGCUCUAUAACUCCAUAUUUCCACUGGCUGUCAUUCUGCUCGUCCUGCUCAUUAUGGCCAUGGUGGCUGCCAAAGUGACCCAGCUCAGGCUGAUGGUCUGUGAGCGAUUCUUCUCCACCGCUGCGGAGGAGAGAGUGGCGUACCUGCACGCCAAGAUCCUGCGGAAGAGAUUGAAAAGGAGGAAGGAUAAAAACAACUCUAGCCUCAGAUCACUAAUUCUUAAGCCUCGUUUCUGGUGCCCGCUGCUCUUUCGACCCAAACAGAAUCCACAAAGUGUUGUUUGAGGACAUCAGGAUACUACAGCCCUGCUCAUGGCUCUGGGGAUGGAAAUGUUAUUGUUUUGGACAGGUGGACCGAAGGCCACUGGAUGGACACAUUUUAUUCUGAAAUAAUUCUAAUGACUUCGUUGAUAGUCUGCCUUUUCCUCCCUGUACCACCAUGAGGGUGACAUUUAGUUUUUUGAUAAAAUGACUCUACAAGUUGGGUGGAUGGACAUGAAAAGUGGCACAGGCUCCAUUCAUGGUGUCCAAAAAUGAAUCUGGCCUUUUGUGGACCAACAGCAGGAGGUCAGUGUUUUCUCUUAUCCACUGUUCAAUGUUGAUUUGUUGCCUCAUAUUAUUAACUUGUAUUUGUAUGUACUUUACAGAGGGAGGUAUAUGAAAUAAUAUAUUCACUGUUAUAGUCAUAUUGUAAUUGAGUGUACAGCCCUUUAACUUCAUUAUUCUUUAGUAUAUUACACAACAGGUAAACCUGACAACUGACACUAACUGUAACCGUGAAGAGCCACGUAGAAAUGUCAUGACAUGAGACAUUUCAUACAUAUUACAGUAUGUCCAUUAUAUAACAGACAAUACUCUAUGACAUACCCCAAACUGUGAUUAUAAUCCUCAACAGUUUGUAUAUUACACCUUGACAUUAGAUGUCACAUUAUUACAGCAAACUAAAUAACAAGAUGUAAAAUAUUGUAAAUAUCUCAAUUUUUUUUAUCUUAUAAUUUGUCAACUAGUCCAUUCAUUUCGGCCAGCUUCUAAUAACCUAAAAUACAGAGUGAGGAUUUGGUUAUUUCUCCCCUUCAGAGAGUAGAAGAGCGAUAUUUGCUUACAUAACCACAGACAGACGUCCCCCUGUGUGCAGUGAACCACAAUGUCCCCUUUCCAAUUACCUCCUGACAAGUGCUAUUGUUUUCACACAGCACAGGCAAGAGAAGUGAUGGGUGUUUUUUAAGUUGAACUGUUUAUUUUUUCCUUCUUUAAAAACAGCUUCAUUAUGGGUUGGUAAAUAAUUUAUGGUAUUAAUAUUUUUUAAAUCAACUGUAUAUCAAUAAUAACAACAUCAGGUAAGUCUCUUUAUGCUAUUUGUUGUUUUUUUUUACCUCUGAGACCUUUUCAGUUGUUUGUUUUUUAGGAGUAUGUCCACUCAUCAAGUUUUUCUUUACAUUGUUACUUAUUUUAGUUGUUGCUUCCACUUCCUCUUGCUUCCUUUUCCACUGCUCAUUUUCCAUCAGUGGUUAUUGCCAUUGGUUUGAAUUAUGCACUAUUAUGCAGAAAAAAGUCUUGCUCGCUUGAUUUUGACUCUUUUGUCUGGUGUUUGUCUUCGUCCAUGGUUGAUUAUUGUGAAGAAUUUAUAAAAAAGAUAAUUAUAAAAUGAUUUAUCCUUGCAUAAGGAAUAUUUGAACAUAGACUUUG
Molecule: messenger RNA, 2985 nt
Organism: Pleuronectes platessa (European plaice)
Lineage: Eukaryota; Metazoa; Chordata; Actinopteri; Pleuronectiformes; Pleuronectidae
Product: dendritic cell-specific transmembrane protein
Exons: 4
Coding region: 13-1584 (523 amino acids)
Cellular component (GO): membrane
Source: RefSeq, a predicted model, not a curated record